AUGUCCUCUCGUUCCCCGACGGCGACGCUUGACGAUGAGGACGCAGUGGAGGAAGAGGUAAAAGAAGCACGAUUGGAGCUGCAACAUAGAGUGGGAAAUGGACCGUUGAAUGAAGAUAUCAGUACGGAAGGUUCAGCUAAAGAUGAACUUACAGAAAGUAAUUGGAAGGCAGAGGCUUCAGGGGAGAAUGACGAGAGCCCUUCGUACUCUGUCUGGAGGAAUGUUUCGGAGGCUGAAGAACUCGAGCGGCCUUUGAGUCCGAGCAGCAGCGGCUAUGCGGGCGAGAGAGGCAGCACCAGUGGGGGUUGUGAAAUCAAUGAUGAUGACGAAGAUAGUAAUGAGAUUCUCGAGGUGCAAAGUGGUGGGGAUUUGGGGUCCCAUGCACAGUGGGUUUCUGGGAAACGCCAUCCUCAUGAGGAUGAUGCUUCAGUUUCUUGGAGGAAAAGGAAGAAACACUUCUUUAUCUUGAGUAACUCAGGAAAACCCAUUUAUUCGAGAUAUGGGGAUGAGCACAAGCUAGCUGGGUUCUCUGCAACUUUGCAAGCCAUAAUUUCCUUUGUCGAAAAUGGGGGUGACCGGGUCAAAUUGGUGCGAGCUGGUAAUCACCAGUGUUCGCUGUCGAAAAGGACGAAAUUUGACAAACACUUUAUCCCCUACUGCAAACUCCACGUCUCUACGAUGUUUAUUCGCUUCCCGAAUCAUGCUUUGUUGAGCACGUUCCAGGUGGAACCGCAAAUGGCGCAAGACCUCAUCCCUGUCCCGAAGAUCCUCUACUAA
Messenger RNA from Striga hermonthica, 777 nucleotides. Lineage: Eukaryota; Viridiplantae; Streptophyta; Magnoliopsida; Lamiales; Orobanchaceae. The record is from the annotation of a GenBank genome assembly.